Messenger RNA from Fusarium pseudograminearum CS3096, 1587 nucleotides. RefSeq lists its product as uncharacterized. Gene Ontology annotation, biological process: transmembrane transport; carbohydrate transport. NCBI's taxonomy places the organism in Eukaryota, Fungi, Ascomycota, Sordariomycetes, Hypocreales, Nectriaceae. Bases 1 to 1587 code for a protein of 528 amino acids. Gene Ontology annotation, molecular function: carbohydrate:proton symporter activity. The transcript is spliced from 3 exons. The record is from RefSeq and is a predicted model, not a curated record. Gene Ontology annotation, cellular component: membrane.
AUGGGCUCACCAACAAGCAACAAAGGGGCUGCCGCCUCUGUUGGUACUGAUCUUGCGGCAGUGCUUCCCGAUGAUACACGACCCUGGUGGCGCGUCCCCCAUCUUCUCAAGCUCAACCUUCUUCUUCUCAUCCCCCUAAUCUCCUCUGGCGCUAUCGGCUACGAUGGCUCCAUGAUGAACGGCCUUCAGACACUCCCCCAAUGGAGAGGCUACUUUGGCAACCCCGAAGGUGCCAUGCUGGGCGCCCUCAACUCCGUCUACCCCGCCGGUAAAGUCAUUGCGCUCUUCUUGGUUACAUAUGUAUGCGAUCGUUUUGGGAGAAAGCGGGCCAUGAUGGUUGGAUCCGUUGCUUGUGUCGCGUUUGCCAUCAUGCAAGCGGUGUCACAAAACCUCGAAACAUUCAUUGCCGCAAGAGCGAUCCUCGGGUUCUUUACCAGCUUCUUGGCCCAACCGAGUCCGAUUCUCAUCACCGAACUUGCCUAUCCGACACACCGAGGCAAACUCACUGCGUUGUACAACACAUCCUUCUACCUUGGUGGUAUAAUCGCUGCGUGGUGCACGUUCGGAACGUUCAAACUCGACACAACAUGGAGCUGGAGAAUCCCCUCUCUUGUGCAGGGAGCCCUCCCCGCGCUACAGCUCAUCGGCGUUUACUUCCUACCAGAGUCUCCUCGAUGGCUUGUCGCCAAUGGCCGCAGGGAGGAGGCUCGUAAGAUCCUGGCUACAUACCAUGCUGGUGGGGAUGCGGAUGCUCCCCUUGUCAAGUUUGAGAUGGCCGAGAUUGAGGGGGCUGUGACGCACGAAGCUGAUGCCAUGUCACAAAACUCUUGGCUCGAGCUCCUGCGCACUCCCGCCAACAGAAAGAGAACUCUUAUCGCGGUCAUUGUUGGAUGGUUUGCUCAGUGGAAUGGUGUCAACCUCAUCAGCUACUAUCUAGUCCUUGUCCUCAACACGAUCGGCAUCACCAAAGCGAGAGACCAGACUCUGAUCAACGGCCUUCUGCAGAUCUCCAACUGGCUUGCGGCGAUCUUUGUUGGUGCUAUGCUGGUGGACAGACUUGGACGUCGUACAUUGUUCUUGCUUUCGACCUGUGGCAUGUUUACGUCCUACGUCAUCUGGACUGGCCUCAGCGCUUCUUUCGACAGCAGUCGGAGUCCGUCUACUGGCAAGGCGAUCGUCGCAUUCGUGUUUAUCACCUUCUUCUUCUACGCUAUUGCAUGGGCACCACUUCUUCAGGCAUAUACAGUUGAGAUCUUCCCAUACACAUUGCGUGGUCGAGGCGUUUCUAUUAUGUACAUCAGUACCUUUGUCGGUUUGGUGCUCGGAAACCAGGUCAACCCCAUUGCCAUGAAGAGCAUUGGCUGGAAGUACUACAUUGUCUUCUGCUGUAUUCUGUUUUGUCUUAUUCUGGUUAUUUGGUUCCUGUUUCCCGAGACCAAAGGCCACAGCCUUGAGGAGAUACGGGCUCUUUUCGAGGGCGAGUCGCACGGUGCGAUGCAAGCUGGGAAGCUUGAGGACAUUGAGAGCGCACAUAAUGACAAAGAGGGGAGAAAGGACAAGAAGGUAGACUUGGUUGAGGUUGCCUAG